UGCAGUCCGGUCACUCGGACCAAGGCAGGCCGGCCGCUGGAAUGGGAGGGAGUGGGGCUGUCGCCUCAAGGCACCUGUGUGCCUGGCAGCCCCUCGAAGAUGGACGUCCCCCUGAUUGCUCCCUACAACCCGAAAGGGUUGGUCCGGGGUUCUAGCGGCUGGCACGAACCCUCCCGGCCCUGCCUGACCCCCUGCCACCGCGUGGAAGAUGCCUGAGCAGAGCAACGACUACCGGGUGGUGGUGUUCGGGGCGGGCGGCGUGGGCAAGAGCUCGCUGGUGCUGCGCUUCGUGAAGGGCACCUUCCGGGACACCUACAUCCCCACCAUCGAGGACACCUACCGGCAGGUGAUCAGCUGCGACAAGAGCGUGUGCACGCUGCAGAUCACCGACACCACGGGCAGCCACCAGUUCCCGGCCAUGCAGCGGCUGUCCAUCUCCAAGGGCCACGCCUUCAUCCUGGUCUACUCCAUCACCAGCAAGCAGUCGCUGGAGGAGCUGGGGCCCAUCUACAAGCUCAUCGUGCAGAUCAAGGGCAGCGUCGAGGACAUCCCCGUCAUGCUGGUGGGCAACAAGUGCGACGAGACGCAGCGGGAGGUGGACACCCGCGAGGCUCAGGCCGUGGCCCAGGAGUGGAAGUGCGCCUUCAUGGAGACGUCGGCCAAGAUGAACUACAACGUGAAGGAGCUUUUCCAGGAGCUGCUCACGCUGGAGACUCGCCGGAACAUGAGCCUGAACAUCGACGGCAAGCGCUCCAGCAAACAGAAGAGGACAGACCGCGUCAAGGGCAAAUGCGUCCUCAUGUGAGCCCAGAAGGCCCGCCGCCAGCCGGCUCAUGCCUCCCCCACCGCCCCUGCGCCCCCUCCUCCGGCCCCUCCCCCUCCGCUCCCGCCUCGGAUCCUCCCGGCCCUCCUCCCCGCCUUCUCUCUCCUUCUCAUCUCUUCCACUUCUUUUCCUUCACCCAGCACCUCUGUGGGGGACAC
Messenger RNA from Neogale vison (American mink), 981 nucleotides. It is a transcript of the gene DIRAS1, whose product is annotated as DIRAS family GTPase 1. The record is from RefSeq and is a predicted model, not a curated record. Lineage: Eukaryota; Metazoa; Chordata; Mammalia; Carnivora; Mustelidae. The coding region runs from base 209 to 805 and encodes 198 amino acids. Gene Ontology annotation, biological process: signal transduction. Gene Ontology annotation, molecular function: GTPase activity; GDP binding; GTP binding. Gene Ontology annotation, cellular component: plasma membrane. The transcript is spliced from 2 exons.